AUGGAUCUGAAUAGGGGUCAACGAACCGGAUAUGAGUCUUUUGGAAGGCUCGCGAGAGUACUCGUGAACGAGAUCCCGAGGCACGAACGACAGUCCCCAUCUUUUUCGACUAAUUUCCUCGGGAUUCUCGUGACAAUGCUCGUAGAGUACCUUGCGACACUGCUCGUGAACAGGGGUAAUUUGAAAUUGCCUCUCUCGCGAGACGGCUCUAUACCUGUCGUAUGCGACUGGGUGGCUCGUGGCCAUGCUCGCAAAGACUUUUGGCCUCUCACGAGCAAAAGUUUAGAUUUGCGACAAAUCGAGCGGAUAUUGCGAGCGACAAAGCCGAUCGAAUUGCGGGACGAAAACGCAGCGACCGAGUCAGCAUCCGCACAAAAAUUCCCAGGAAUUCCCUCCCGAUAA
Messenger RNA from Acaulospora colombiana, 402 nucleotides. NCBI's taxonomy places the organism in Eukaryota, Fungi, Glomeromycota, Glomeromycetes, Diversisporales, Acaulosporaceae. The record is from the annotation of a GenBank genome assembly.